Penicillium verhagenii is the source of this 1266-nucleotide messenger RNA. RefSeq lists its product as uncharacterized. The record is from RefSeq and is a predicted model, not a curated record. The coding region runs from base 1 to 1266 and encodes 421 amino acids. Gene Ontology annotation, molecular function: protein binding. Lineage: Eukaryota; Fungi; Ascomycota; Eurotiomycetes; Eurotiales; Aspergillaceae. The transcript has 2 exons.
AUGGCCCCCAGUCGCAGUUUGGCUGAUUUCGCCCGAUGCAUGCCGUUCAACUCGCCGGACCACCAAUUUCAUGAUGAAUUAGAAGCGUUUAUCGUGAACUACUUUGAACAGCGACAUAAUUCAGAUCCCUCCUUAGAGGAUAAAAUCGAUUCUUUAGUGGCAGCGUCAAAAAAAAAAUGCUGGGAAAUGAGCGGCCGCGAAACCAUUCUCGAGAUGGCUCAGCACCUUGCCAGAAAUUGCCACUCCCUUCAAUUGAAGGCCGAAGUGACUGUUCGACAGAGCGUGAUCAUGCGCCUGGCGGGGAACAUCAAGGGCUCUCAGCAGGUUAUUGAAGACUGUUUGUCAGGCCUCCGAGACGAGUCAGUUGACCUUCACGUUGCAGCUUUGUUUAUUUCACAGGCAUCCAAUCAUGUCUAUCAAUUUUGCUUUUCGAUAGCUCACGAACAAAUCAAAAACUGGAUGCCAUUCCGAGAUAUCCCAGGUAAACAGGAGCAGUUGUUAUGGGAUCAAAUAUCUUGCAUUGGCCGAAUCCUGCGAGGGCAAGGCCAAUUCAUGGAAGCUAAACGUUGUUUUGAGACUUGUCUUGGAUCUCCUGGGCUACCAGAUGCGAAGGCGUUUCUUAUGAAAUCUAACCUUGCCGACCUUUAUUGUGAAUUAGACUAUUCAGAAGGCCCGGGCAAUUCAUAUCUACCUCGCGCAGCCGAGAUGGUAGGAGCGGCUGUUGAAGAACUAAGGAGAUCAUCCCGUCAACAUCUCAAAGGUUACCGACGACUGCUUCUUUCGUUUGUUGAGGUUCGAAUGAGGCAAGGACAAUAUCGGGAGGCUGGCGAUAAUGUCACGGAGUUAUUAGCUAUUUAUGGCAACUUGGGCGAGAUUGACAUCGUGGAUCGCUUGGGACAUGUCAGGACUCUGAUUGCGUUCGCACGUUUGUCGCUGUUCGCACAGGAUGCGUUGCGAAGAUGGUCAGAUGUUCUGGCAUGGAACAAAUUAUACAACCCACUUGAGGAGGAGGUUUUUACUUGUUGCGUCGCAUAUCAUGCGAUAUCAAAUGCCUUGAACGCCCUUGGAAAUACACUUGAAAGCUUUGAGAAUUUCUGCAAAGCAACAGAAAUAUCUCGAAGGAGAAGCUGUCAAUUCUUGAUUCCGGGAGUGGGGACCUAUAUUUAUGAUCAGGUGCUUCAAAAUACGGUGCAAAGGGAACAGACAGUAUCCGCGAAUGAUCAGUCAGCUUCGUCUCUUGAUAGAAAGCCCGGAGUGAAGUUAUAA